GGGUAUAAAAAUGCACAAUAUUGUUGACACUUGUAAGGAGGAAAGGUUAGUGCUUAAAUUGUUUAAACUAAAGUGAAAUCAGGGCACGUUCUAGAGGGUAAACUAUCCGGGAAAUAAAUUGAACGUACCAAAAUGUCAGAUCUGAAAGUAAAGAAUAUAUUUUUAGGCGAGACCAGGCGAUGGCUGAAGAAGAACCGCCUUUUAAAAUCGGAUGCAUAAAGUUUGAAGCAGAGGAUGAAUUCCAGCAGGCGGACCCAUUAAUAUCGCACUCGACUGAAGAACGGAUUAUCAAUGUUCUUAAAGAAAUUUCCGAAGAGAAUAAAGAACUACGCGAUCAAGUUGAGGUCCUGUCUAAAAAGCUCGAUGUGAUGGCAGACAAGCUGGCGGAGGCCACUGCUUUAAUGAAGAACCAUGUUCCAAAUGAGACUGAUGAUAUAAAAUUCCCAUUAAAAUCAGUGAUGGAGCUGGAGAGCCUCGACUCCAUAAUAACAACUACGGAGCUGUCGGAUAUGUAUAUCAGAAAGAUAUGGAGCUUAAUUGCAAAUGGGCCAUUAUCAAAAAGUAUAAAAAACGUGAUGGACGAGGGACUGAUUUUUGUUUUUAAUUUGGACGGAACAGCGGGCAAGAUGGCCCUAAAGGGAUAUAACAGGUUUUACAGUGUCUUGGAAAUGGCGACGCGGAUGAAGAGCCCCGGCGACUGCCCCAAAAAGGCUCUACGAAAAGCAAUACAAAAUGUUAAAAAUAAUAGUAUAAAAAAAAAUUCUAGAGCCAGAAAGGUACACAAAUUAAAUUAAAACUAAAAUAAAAUAAAAGUAUUUU
Messenger RNA from Drosophila pseudoobscura, 819 nucleotides. RefSeq lists its product as uncharacterized. The coding region runs from base 180 to 794 and encodes 204 amino acids. The record is from RefSeq and is a predicted model, not a curated record. The transcript has 7 exons. Lineage: Eukaryota; Metazoa; Arthropoda; Insecta; Diptera; Drosophilidae.